This is a messenger RNA of Carassius gibelio (silver crucian carp), 1245 nucleotides long. RefSeq names its product programmed cell death 2 (gene pdcd2). Gene Ontology annotation, cellular component: cytoplasm; nucleus. The transcript has 6 exons. The record is from RefSeq and is a predicted model, not a curated record. Lineage: Eukaryota; Metazoa; Chordata; Actinopteri; Cypriniformes; Cyprinidae. Bases 86 to 1165 code for a protein of 359 amino acids.
UCACCCGAGACUCAGUUUCAGAUGAACAGACACACGCACAUUUUUUCGAAACCUAUAGCUUUAUAUGCACACGAGAGUUUGACAGAUGGCUGCGAAUACAGUGAACGAAUCCAAAACAAACCGUGAGGUCUUGCUGGGCUUCUUAGAGGAGGCAGAAACAUGGCAGCUUCUUAGUAACCAGUUUCCUAGUAAAGUCGGAGGGAGACCUGCGUGGUUGAGCCAAGUGGAUUUGCCAACAGUGUCUGAGUUACAGUGUGACAAAUGUAAACUUCCAACAGUGUUUCUUCUGCAGGUCUACGCACCAAUAACGGAAUAUGAUCGAUGUUUUCACAGAACACUGUUUGUGUUCUGCUGCAAGACACCAGCCUGCUAUACGCGAAAUGAUAACAAGUGUUUUAAAGUGUUUAGAUGCCAGCUGCCAAGAAAAAAUGACUUCUACCCCUUUGAUCCUCCACCUGAUGAGAAGCCAGAGCAGCUUGUGAAUAAGCAUCAGGUGCUGGACUCUGGGCUCAAACUGUGCAGGCUGUGUGGUUGUCUGGGACAGAAAGCCUGCUCUCGAUGUCACUCUGUCACAUACUGCUGUAAAGAGCAUCAGACCAUAGACUGGAAACAGAGACACAAGAAAGAAUGUUCUAAUGAGUCUUCUCAAUGCUCUGAGGAGCUCAGUUCAUUUCUGUUUCCUGAGUGGGAGCUGGUUACAGAGGCAGAAGAGCUUCCAGCAAAAGAUGAGGAACUCCAUGAAGCCCACAGUCUGGAUCAGGAGAGCAUGGCAUGCUUAAAUAAUGGUUUGGAGGACAGUGAACUUGAAAGUAUGGCCCUUCAUGAAACACAAGACUCUAAAGUGUUUCAGAAGUUCAAGAAGCGCAUUGCUAAUGAACCACAACAGGUUUUGCGGUAUUGCAAAGUAGGAUCUCCUCUCUGGGUGUCAGCUGAACAUGUGCCACGUGAGGAGGAUGUUCCAGAAUGUCCAUGUGGUGCAAAACGUCUGUUUGAAUUUCAGAUCAUGCCUCAGUUACUUAAUCACCUCAAAGUGGAUACGACGGAUGCCAGCAUAGACUGGGGGACAGUGGCCAUCUACACCUGUGCUGACAGCUGUGACCAAGGCACCAAAUAUUCUGCUGAGUUCAUCUGGAAACAAGACUUUUCAGGAGAUCAAGCAGUGUAGAAUUGGUCUAGUCAAAUGAACUAGAAUUCAGACUUAUGCAUGGAAAAACCACAUUAUAAUAAAGGCUUUGGUUAUUUUAA